Nannospalax galili (Upper Galilee mountains blind mole rat) is the source of this 1602-nucleotide messenger RNA. RefSeq names its product MORC family CW-type zinc finger protein 1. Gene Ontology annotation, molecular function: zinc ion binding. The transcript is spliced from 14 exons. Gene Ontology annotation, cellular component: nucleus. NCBI's taxonomy places the organism in Eukaryota, Metazoa, Chordata, Mammalia, Rodentia, Spalacidae. Bases 1 to 1602 code for a protein of 533 amino acids. The record is from RefSeq and is a predicted model, not a curated record.
AUGAAUAGGAACUGUUGUCGAGGAGCUAAAAUUAAUUGGCUACCAACCAAACCUUCCCCAAGAAGUGGUAAUAGAACUCUGACAUUGUUUUGGGAUGAAUUUAGGUAUGACCAGAGCAAAGAAAUAGUAAAAGAUCUAGAGUACAUCCAAUACCAAAGAAGAAAAGCCAUGGCCAUCCCAUUCAUCAUACAAUGUGAUCUUUGUCUCAAAUGGAGAGUCUUGCCCUCCUCUUCUACUUACCAGGAAAAAGAAUCUCUUGACAUGUGGAUUUGUGCUAAUAAUCCCAACCACUUGGAAAACAGUUGUGAUCAGAUAGAACGCCUGCCUUCUAUCCCACUGGGCACCAUGAACAGAGCAGCAGCAUCAAAAAAUGAGAAAGACAGGCGCCUUCAGGAGUCAGUCCAAAGGUAUCAGAACAGACUGGCAGACCUGCCACCACAGUAUUCUGAGUUGAUAGUGCUUGCUCUCCUCCCUAGCCUGCCUUGUUAUAGGUUCUUCUUUUUAAUUAAGGAAAAUUCCCAAAUUCAGAGAAUCAGGCCUUCAGGUGAUAACUUGACACAGGGGUCUCGUUCAUCUUUUGAGUUUCCCGCUGGCUGCAAUAGCCAAAAAAGAAGCACAGAAGAUGCAGACUCUGAUGUAGAGUUUGUUUCCAUGACUAAAGUUAUGAAGAGGCCUACGAAGAAAAAAGUGAAGGGCCAGCAGCAGAGACGCACGGAAACUCUGCCAGGAGGCCUCAGACUUACUGGCAUGGCCCAGGUCUCUUCUUUAGAAACGGAAAGGAGGCAGAGUGUGCACCUUGUACAGGAAAGCAAGGUGCUGACUGAAGUUGAAACUAGCGAUGAAGACCCAGAUAUAAUCCUGAGUAAAAGCAGCACCAAUGUUUCAUUGAAACAAGAAAAACAGGAAGCUCCUCUUAUAACCAAAGAAAAACAAGAGUUGUACAAUGAUAUCCCAGUAAUGAAGAGAAGCUCUUCAGUACUUAUACAGAAAAGCUUGCCCAGUGUGGAAAUGGAAGAUUUAAGUCCAAGUUCUGGACACAAAGUCAAUUCUGUGAGUGGUGAUUGCCAAGUUCCCUCUUCACUGAUGUCUUCUCAAAGUACAUCCAGUGCAGAAACUGCCAGAAAACUGAUGUCUAAUUUAAGGGAGAUUCUUCUAUACUUUGUUGCUGACUUUCAGCUAUCAUCAGAAUUUAAGUGCACAGCUGUGGAAGAUCUUAUAGCAAGUCCUAAGCUGGAGGGAAGCCCAGAACAAAUAAAUGAAAAACUGAGAGCAUGUUUGAACCAGAUCCAGAAUGUUUACAUGAUCCAAUAUGAGAAAAGGCUGAAGAGGAAAAUUCAGGCCAUUAUCUAUGAGGCAAAUAGAAGAGGAAUACUUAAUGAAGUCUUUCAGGGACAGUGUGAACAAAAGAAAAAAGUGGCCGAGGAUAAACUGAAUAGCCUUCGCACAAAGCUGGUGUUGUUGUUGCAGAAACUUCGGCUGGACUGUCCAGUGGGAGAUCUGGAGCAGACUGAUGCUUACUUAGAAACUUUGCUAAAAGAAGAUAAUCUCCAGACCACUUUAAAUGGAAAGGCUCUAAACACAAGUCAUGCUCUCCCUUUGUAG